CUGCUGCUCCCUCUGACACACACACACACUCUUGCGCACACACACUCUCACUUCCUUUCUCUCUGUCACACACACACACACACACAUUUCUCUCCCUCCCAUUCUCACUGUCUCUCUUUUUUCCCUGCCUCUUUCUGAAUAUCACACACUCACAAACACACAUGCUUAGAAACACACACAAACCAACAACUUCUCUACUACCAGCAGCACAGACUGGCAUCUUACUCUUUUGAGUUGAGCAUCUUUAGGUGCACUCACCAAAGCUCAGAUCAAAAGACACCUGCGUCAAUAUUCUUUCCAAGACAUUAACUGUGGGACUAGAAAGAAGGAGUUCCACGAAGACCUCCAUCCAAAGAGAAGGGCAAGCCAGGAGCAUCAUCAUCAGCGGACAACUUUUCAUGGAUGAGACAUACGAAAGGAGUGGAGGACAGUUAUUAUAUUUGAACAACACCACAAAGAUGUUUCCUGGAGCAACUGGGAGAAGUCACUGCUUGAAGGUGGCCUCCAUGAGGUAAAAUCCAGAAGGUCCUCAAGACUGCGAUUGGGCUUCACCUCACCCUCGGGACUUCUGUCACUCAUCAGCAUGCCUUCAGACUGCACAAGGUGCACCUUGGGAUUGUGACCCACCAUGUGCAGAUGGACGCCAUCCGUAGCUCAUCUCUAUCCUGAACUUGCCUUUGGCUCCAUCCCUGCCGAAGCCUCCGUGUCACGUCUCCCCCUGCCCAAUGCAGCCUCCUUGUGUCUGGCAUGCCUCACGCUGCUCAUAGUCACGGCUGGCCCAGUCACGGGGGCCUGCACUCCAGGUUUCGGGCAUGAACCCCUUCAAGUGCUAGCCAGUGGCAUGAACUGCUCAUGGACAUUGGAGAGGCACACUCGCAGCUACAAUCACCUGGAAGGUGAUGUCCGACUGCGGCGGCUUUAUUCUGCAAACAAGUUCUUCCUUUCCAUCGACAAAACAGGCAAAGUGGAUGGGACCAGGAGGAAGAACUACGCAGACAGUCUGAUGGAAAUCCGAUCUGUCAGUGUGGGAGUUGUUGCCAUCAAAUCUGUCAGCACCGGGCUGUACUUAGCCAUGUCCAAGAAAGGCUCACUCUUCGGAUCGGUGAAGUACAAUCCGAGCUGCAAGUUCAAGGAGCGAAUCGAGGAGAAUGGCUACAACACGUACGCCUCCCUUCGCUGGAAGCACGGUGGCAGGCAGAUGUUUGUCUCCCUAAACGGAAGGGGGAAGCCUCGGCGAGGUCACAAGGCACGUCGAAGACACCCAUCAACCCAUUUCCUGCCCAUGCUGCCCUCAUAGCUGCACUGAACUCUGACUGGCGCUGGUGCUGACCCAAACAAGAUGGCGAUCUUUAUUUUUAUUAUUUCAUCCCAUUGUCACAUAAAUGUACAUUUGAUGAGGGUUGUAUUUGUAGAGGUAGUUUAAUGUGCUUUUAAGUUAUUCUAAUUGUGGCGACAGAUUCAGAGCGGUACUAAGACUAGGCUUCUGCAUUCACUGCGAUUGAAAGCCUUUACAAAUUAGGGGAGUUAUGUUCCUUGAAGAAACAAAGACUGCUUUAAAGGGUGAAACGUUUGCAUAGUCGAUUGUUUCUAACUAACGGCAAGACAUGGCUGUACAGUGUGUUGCAAUUUUAUUGGAGUCACAUCUUUAACACAGGCAGUGUUCUGUACUGUCAUGCAAUAUUUAUGACCUAUAUCAUGGCAACUGUGACAGCAUUUUGUAUUUAGAUAUGGUUUUGGUUUUUGAACUAAUCUGGACUGAAUUUAAGACUGUUUGUACUGUAAAAAAAACCUAUCCACAAGACCUCAUACAGCAUUUCAAAUGUUGGUGUAAUACAGUAUAUUUUGGGGCUCAGUAAGUAUUUAUUCCAGAGGCCCUUCUCUCCCAUCUAGUGCCUCAACGGUUCAUAUUAAGCCUCCUCUCUGUUUCAAUGUUCAUCAUCUCAGCCCAAAACCUUGCUCUAGUUACGGCUAUACUAAGUCAUGGUGGUUUUCUGCCUCUCCUUGACACUGCUAAACAGAAAGCUACUGUCCCACACUCCGAACUGGACCCUCCCAAAGUCCUGUGGCAAAUUAAGCAAUUAGAUUGACUUUCUGAAAAUACCUCCCAUUAAUUUAAGAAGAAAUAAAUUCCUUUAUUAAGGGCACAUUUCGAGCAAAGAAACAAUAAAAGCAAUGGUGGCUUGUCAAGAGGGUGGCGUCACAAAUGUAACUUUUAAUUUUCCAGCGCACAGGCUAAGCUUUCACGCCACUCGUAAAAGUGAAAUCUGACCAUCAGAGUGAGAACGACAAUGUCUCAUGGAAUUACUGAACAUUUGAAGGAACUAGAGUGGCAUACAAAUUGCUCCUGGACUGGAGGAUCUCUGUUGUCAUCCAGUCCAGUGUUAUACAAGAAAACUGCCCCUCUCCAAACUUCAGAAGCUGCCACUGUGUCCGAAAUUCUUCUUUUCAUUUCCACGCUUGAAUGCGAUGUUCACCGACAGAUGUUUCACCGGUUAAAGCUGCUGUUGAAAAAAGAAGAGCAAAAAAAAAACAUGACUGUUGCUGGUAAUAAAGAUCAGAUCUGUGCAUUUGAUAUGACAGAUGAGUUCAAGUGGGUUUUCACUGCAAUAAGAUGCUGGAUUCUUUUAAUGUCAUCUGUACAUGCAUCACCUGUACAUGCAUGCGUUGCUCAGAUAUCUUCUCUAUUAAAACAUUUUGUUUAGAACCACAUAAUAAGUAAAGCCACAUUUCUGGAACUUUUGUGGGAUGAAAGCUGUAUUGACAUAUUAAAUACAUGUUAGAAUCCAUUGAUUGAUAUCUGGUUUGAAAUAGCAACAAUGCAGCACUGUAGUCGAACGUUGACGUGUCACUUCAC
Synchiropus splendidus (mandarinfish) is the source of this 2854-nucleotide messenger RNA. RefSeq names its product fibroblast growth factor 22 (gene fgf22). The record is from RefSeq and is a predicted model, not a curated record. Lineage: Eukaryota; Metazoa; Chordata; Actinopteri; Syngnathiformes; Callionymidae. Gene Ontology annotation, biological process: positive regulation of protein phosphorylation; animal organ morphogenesis; positive regulation of gene expression. Gene Ontology annotation, molecular function: fibroblast growth factor receptor binding; growth factor activity. Bases 629 to 1297 code for a protein of 222 amino acids. Gene Ontology annotation, cellular component: cytoplasm. The transcript has 3 exons.